Molecule: messenger RNA, 651 nt
Organism: Ilyonectria robusta
Lineage: Eukaryota; Fungi; Ascomycota; Sordariomycetes; Hypocreales; Nectriaceae
Product: heat shock protein DNAj
Exons: 3
Coding region: 1-651 (216 amino acids)
Source: RefSeq, a predicted model, not a curated record
AUGGCCAGCAAGGAUACAAAAGAGGAUAAGGAUGCGCUCGAUGCGCUCGAGGCUGAAGCCAAGGAGUUUGAUAAGGAUGCUGAGAUAGACCGAAUUCUAAAGGCAUUUCGCCUUGAUGCAUAUGCCGUACUAGAUCUCCAGCCUGGUGUCCCCGAAUCAGACAUCAAGAUGGCCUACCGCAAGAAGUCACUCCUCAUCCAUCCUGACAAGACCAAGAACCCUCUGGCGCCCGACGCCUUCGAUCGGUUGAAAAAGGCGCAGACGGAGCUGAUGGACGAGAAGCACCGCGAACGGCUAGAUGAGGCCAUCGCCGACGCGCGCAUGCUGUUGAUGCGCGAGAACAAGUGGACAGUGGACAGUGAAGAACUCAAGACAGAUGACUUCAAAAAGAUGUGGCGCAACAAGGCCCGCGAGGUGCUCGUCGACAACGAGCACCGCCGCCGCCGUCAGAUGAAGGCUCAGCUGCAGGAGGAGGGUCGCGAACAGCGCCGUGUCGACGCCGAGACGGACGAGCGCAAACGUAAGCGCCAACACGAGCAGGACUGGGAAGCCACCAGGGACGUGCGCAUCAGCAGCUGGCGGCAAUUUCAGAAGGGCAAGUCGGGCGAAUCCGACAAGAAGAAGAAGAAGAAGCUCAAGCCUAUUGGUUGA